Messenger RNA from Lactuca virosa, 456 nucleotides. The record is from the annotation of a GenBank genome assembly. Lineage: Eukaryota; Viridiplantae; Streptophyta; Magnoliopsida; Asterales; Asteraceae.
AUGGAAUUGAAGUCGACUGCUAGCAUGGCAUCCUCAUCUACAUGUAUUCUGGAGAGUGAUAGUCUUCAGAGUGAGUUAGAUGUGUACAUUGACCACCAAAAUGAACCAAUUCUUGAUUGGGCUGAUAACGAGUUAUUAGCAGAUGGUAAAGGGUAUGAGUCGGAUUAUAUGGAUGAAGAGGAUGACAAGGAUUCUGAAGUUUCAAUGACAAUGGAAUAUGAACAUGAAUGGGAUGAUGAAGAGGAACAUACUUUUGAUAAAACUGUUGGAGACCCAUUCUUGGACAAACUUUUAGGGCAUAUUAGUGAUGAUGAUGAAGAGGAAGCAAACAAUGGGAAGCUUAAGGAUGUUGUGUUCCCUGUCCAUAAUGAGAAUCAAGAAUGGGAGCAAAUGGUGCCAGUUUUGGAUCAUGAUAUUUUAACGUUAGUUCAUCAUGAACACUCCUUAUAUUUUUGA